Molecule: messenger RNA, 2802 nt
Organism: Episyrphus balteatus (marmalade hoverfly)
Lineage: Eukaryota; Metazoa; Arthropoda; Insecta; Diptera; Syrphidae
Product: protein prune homolog 2
Exons: 3
Coding region: 313-1812 (499 amino acids)
Cellular component (GO): cytoplasm
Source: RefSeq, a predicted model, not a curated record
GACAUUUGUCAACUGAAAAAAAAAAAUAUCGAAGAAAAAUAAAAAAAGGGAAAGGAUUUCUGUGUCUUUCUUCUAAAAUUCUGUGCAACCAAGAAAGAAAAAAGCUUCCAUCUAAAAAAAAAAACCAAAAUAUUUUUUUGUUAUCACAAAAAACUGAUGCCCUCAACUAAUCAACAACAAUACAAUAAAUCACAAUAAACAUACAAAAGGAGGAUUAUAACAAAUGAGGUGAGUCGCCCAUUAUAGUCGCUUUUGUCCAUAACACAAAAAAACCCAUUUUAUUAAAAAACACAACAAAAUCGAUCGAAAACUAUGUUCGCGUCAUGUAGCCAAAACUUUGAAGAUAGUCCAAUUUCGGACAAUAAAAUGGACAUAUCAGAUGCCACAACAUCUCAAGAAGAGUCCACAGGAGUUUCCCCAAUAAACGACAACAUCACCUCUGACAAUUUAAUCACACAAACUUUGAAUGAAAUGACAAUUGUCGGAUUGGUUGGGGCAGACAAUGGAUUUCUAGACAAUGACACUGUUGUUCCAAAUAAUGUCUUGCGUCUUGGACAAAAAUCUUAUAAUACUCAUCAAGAGAAAACCACAAAUGGUUUACGUAGUGAAUUAGUUCUGGCCAAUAGCCAUCCGCUAAUGUCACCAACUGCAACUGAUUCCGACUCUGAGAAUAGCCACUAUCAGAAUCGAAAGAAAAUCUUCAAUUUCCCAGAUGUUGUGCCAGAAAGCGAACAAAAUAUAACAACGCCGCCAACUAAGCGAUUAACAACAAACGUUUCUUUAGUUGAAGCGAAGAACUCGCUUAAUACAAAUCAUUCUUUUGGCAAACUUAGUCCCAAAAACAGGCUGCGUGUGUCUCCUAUUCGCCCACAUAGUCCGGAUGUGAUAAGUAGCGAAUCGGAGGCUGAGGUUUCGCAGUUCCAAGCUGCUGUUGAAGCCAAUUACCAAUCGGUUGCUUUGAUAGCCAAGAAUCCGAAUCGUUCACUGCAGAAAUCUAUAACAACUCGCAAACAAGUCACCAAUAAUACCAUUGCCACACCCGAGCACAGACUUUCGGAUGAUAUGUCGUCCUUGGAUUCAAUAUCCAAUCAUAGUUUCGAUGAUGAUGAUGAUCUCGAACAUAAUUUGGCUUCCCUUAGUCCCUCGAGUUCGUUAAUAGAUGGUUUAAAUGAUGAUCAUGAUGACGACUUUCCAGAAUUAGACACUCCAACAAAUCUCCAUCCCACAGAUCAGAUUCCUUUCUAUUCGGCGGCAGAUGAACGUCGUGAUUCUAGGAAUUGGCAAAAAAUUACACUCCCUGAUGGACGUACUCGAGAAAUAGAUAUGAAGGUAAUAGAGCCAUACAAGCGAGUGCUUUCUCAUGGAGGGUAUCUCAAGGCUGGUGGUCAUAAUGCGAUAGUUAUGUUUUGUGCUUGCCACUUGCCAGAUAGAUCUCGUGCUGAUUAUCAUUAUGUGAUGGAUAAUUUGUUCUUGUAUGUUGUUAAGACUUUGGAACAGUUGGUAACAGAAGAUUAUGUGUUGAUAUAUUUGCAUGGUGGAUCGAGUCGUCGCAAUGUUCCACCAUUUCCAUGGCUCAAAAAAUGCUAUCAACUUUUGGAUCGAAGAUUGAGGAAAAGUUUAAAGAACUUAUAUUUGGUGCAUCCAACAUUUUGGUUGAAAUCAAUUGUGUGGAUGUCACGGCCUUUUGUAAGUUCAAAGUUCUGGCGCAAGCUUGUCUAUGUGCAAACUCUGAAUGAGUUGACCUCAUUGGUGGCUGUGGAGAAAGCAGCUAUACCGGAAAAAGUAAAACAAUACGAUGCAAAACGAGUAUAAGAUCCUCAAAUACAAUACAACUCAACCAGAACAACAAAUUGACGUAAAAAAAAAACAUAAGGACCAGGAGUACCUACAUUUUAACCAGCAACGAGCAGCCAUGACUACCCAAUGCCAAUAGUUGCAUACAAAAAAAUACGUUCACAAACUUAGCCUUUCUUUUUACGAAUUAUUUUAUUUUUUUUUUUUAUUUAUACAAAACAUAAAAAUGUUUCCUAACGAAAUUCUUAAGAUCUCAUUUCGGCACUGACGGUAGCUUUUAAAAAAAAACACAUCAAUUUGUAUUAUUUUAAUAAUUUUAUAACAAUUUUAUUUUAUAACCUAACGAAUUCUCAUCUCUUUGAAGAUUGUCCUUUUUUUUUAUUUUUUCGUUCUCAAAAUAAUUUUGUGAUAUUAAACUGAAGUAUUUUUAUUAUUCUUUAUUUUAUAUAUUUGAUAUCAGUUUAAGUACUGGAAUUGUGAACUGAAACAUUCCUUAUAAAAGUAUUUUAGAGCUUUCUAGCCAAUUUCUAUGUAUUUUAGACGACAUUCAUUAUUUUAAUCAUUUCAAAGAAUGAAUGAUGAAUUUGGAUUAGAACUUAUUUCUGUGUGCAGUUUGCAUUAAAUAUUUUAGAGUAUACGUAUUCACACAUUUAGAAUUCAAUAUUACAUCGAAUAUUAUGUAGAUUUUAUAUCAACACAAUGAAUAAAAAAAGAUACAUAAAUGUAUGUAACACAAAGUAUUUGAACAAGAAUCAUAAUAAUUGUAGUUAAAUUUAUUUAAUUUAAAAUAAUAUCUUAUCAUGUCUUAGAUGAAUGGAACAGCCAGUAUAAUGAACACAAGUGUUUGGCUCGAAAUAAUAUACUUACUUAUAUGUUGUGUAUGUAAAUUAAGUUUUCAUUAUUAUGUAUUCUCUCAACAAACAAAAAAAAGUCAUUUUCACUAUCAUUUCAAAUCCAAUUUCAACUGUAUACCUCUCAAAGUAUUUUGCUUUUAAUUAUAUAAAAAGG